This is a messenger RNA of Micromonas commoda, 3573 nucleotides long. RefSeq lists its product with no specific name. The record is from RefSeq and is a predicted model, not a curated record. NCBI's taxonomy places the organism in Eukaryota, Viridiplantae, Chlorophyta, Mamiellophyceae, Mamiellales, Mamiellaceae. Bases 1 to 3573 code for a protein of 1190 amino acids. The transcript has a single exon.
AUGAGCGCGAACGACAACAAGAUCGUCCCCUCGGACCAGAGCAGGUCGCCCGCAUCCGAGGACCACGACACGCGCGUGGCCACUAGGGCCUACGCGGUGCGCCACGGCGACACCACGCUGGAGCAUCUCAGCUCCGAGCGGGGGCUGGACUACGACGAGGUGCUCCGUCUGAACCCCGCGGUGAGCGCCAGGAACGGCCUGCUCAAAGCCGGCGACGUGCUCAAGCUGCCGAAGCAGGGCGCGAGCGGGCCGAAGCGCGCCGACGGCGUCGACGGGGCCGCGCAAUCUCCCGGACCUUCCACGGCACCUUCCUCCGCGGACGAUGCGAACGCGCCCGCCGUCGUCGACGCGCGCAUCGUCGGGGAGGCCGACCCGGCGGGAGACGCGCCGCGAGGCGAUUCGCGGGACGACGGCGCCGAUGAUACCGGCGACCCGGUCCCGCCGGGAAGCCGCCGGACAUCACGCGAGGACGAUGCCUCGUCGUCGGCAUCCGCGUCGGAGGGAACAACCGAAACAACCGCGGAGUCCUCGUCGCCGUCGUCCCCGCCGCCGCCGUCGUCGCCGACCGACGACGCCUCAUCGCGCCCCGAGUCCCUCGACGACGUCCGCGAGGACAUGCGCGUGCGCGGGGUGAGCGCGGUGCGGGGGUUCGGCGGCGUCGUCGGCGCCCUGGUCAAGACGGCGGGCGCGUCGGUGGAUGGCAUUCGCGAGGCGGCGGCGGCUUCGAGCGCCGCGCUGAGGGAAUCGAGCGAGGACCUGCAGCGAACGAGCGCGUGGGUCAACGCGGAGGUGACCGGGAUCGCCACGAAGGCUGGCGAGGAGAUCGAGAACCUGAGACGGAGCAGGAACGCCGCGAGGAAAGAAGGGGACGACGCGGCGGCGGAGGGUGGGGACCCGGCGUCGGAGUCGGAGGAGUCGCCGGGAACCGCGGAGGCUCCCGCGGCGGGUUCGACGCCGCCCCCGCCGACGCCUCCCGGCUCACCCGCGAGACUCGCGCGCACGACCGACGAGGAACGCGCGGAGCGGAGGCGCAAGGCUGAGGAGGACGCCGCGGCUCGAAGGGAAAAGUCCAAGUCGAUGGCGGAGGCGGUGCGCGGAAAACUGAAAUCAGCGCAGGACGCCGCCGGCUCGCUGGUGCACAAGAUGAGGCAGGACGAGGGAACCGCGAGGAUGGGACGCGAGGACGAGAAGAGGAAGGAGAACGAGGGGAACCGGGGUUUGGAGGAGGCUGCGAAGGCGAGGCUCGCCGAGGCGGCCGCCAAGCGCCGCGCCGAGGCGAUGGCUCGUCAAGCGGCGCGAGAAGCAGAGCGAGCGGCGCGGCGGAAAGAGCGAGACCGCCUCCGCGAUGCGCAGGACAAGCAACGACGCGCGGCGGCGGCGGCGGCCAAACCCGCGGCGGCCAAACCCGCGGCGGUCAAACCCGCGGCGGCCAAACCGACGGCGGCCAAACCCGCGGCGGCCAAACCGACGAAGCAAAGCGAGGACAAGGUACAAGUGGACCUCAAGGCUAAGGUUGAGGCUGACAGGGCCAAAGCCGAGCGCGAGAGGGAGGCGAGGAGGAGGGACUUCGAGGCGAGGAGGAAGGCGCGCGAGGAGCGUCGCAAGGAGGAGAAAGGCGACGCGUCCAAGGUGAAGCCGGCGGAGUCCAAGCCCGCGUUCGAGUUACCGUUCCAGGUGAAGAAAUCCGCCGCGGAACCCAAACCCGUCCAAGGUGAACCCGCCGCGAGGAUAAGGGCCCUCGCGGACCGGGUGCGCGAACGCCCCGAGGAAACCGCGAGGGUCGUGGCGUCCGCCGCCGCGGGCGCCGCCGCGGGCGCAAUCGCAGGUGGGCUCACCCGCGUCGGCUUCGUCGCCGCCGUCGCCGCGAUGACGAGGCGAGCGUUUGAGAACGGGUUGCUCGCCACUGCGGGCGGGAUAUUCUGGGACGGCGCGGGGAUCACCGCCGCGACGAGGGCAAAGGGUGAACUGGCGCGCGUACGGGCCGGCGGACCGGACGCGAUGGAGCCGACGUUCGCGGAGAGCUGCCGCGACGCGAGGGACGCGCGACGCCUCGACCUCCCCGCGCGCGUGGGCCCCGCGCUGAACUUUGGGAGGUUCCUCCCCGGCGGCGGCGUCGUCGCGUGCCUGAAGCUGGUGCUCUUCGGCAUUGCUGAGGAGCGCCGCGCGGGCGACGCGGGGGGCGCGUCCUCGGCCGAUCCCGCCGCGCCGCCGGGGGGGGCGGACGACGACGUCGCCGCGAUCGCCGCGUUGGCCGCCGCCGAGGCUGCCGUCGCCGCGGCGGAGGCUGCCGCGGCGUCCACCCCGGAAACCACCCCCGCGAAGGACUCCACACACGCGGUUGUCCCCAAACUCUCCCCCGUGCCCCCGGGCUCGCCGACGACGCCCGCGACGACGCCGCCGCGCAUCGCGAACGCCGCCGAACCGUCGUCCACGCCCGCCACGCCGCCGCCGCGCUCGGCGUACCCGGCGAAGACGCCGGGUAAAACGCGCGGCGGCGCCGAUGACGACGACGAGACCGACCCGCUCACGCCGCGGACGCUGGGCGCCGUCGGAAUGUCCGGGGCGGCGUCGCCCCCGCCCGCCUCGCCCGCGCCGGCGGCGCCGGUGCUCAGCCCCCGUCGUCCCCCGCCGGGCGAAGACGCCACGCGCGACGAGUACCGCGUCGCCGAGUUGAAGCUCGAGGGCCGACGGGACGCGCUCAUGCAGAGGUACGUCGCGGCGGAGGCGGCGGAGGGUCGGACGGUUGACCCGACGGUCAUCGUGCCGCCGUCGCCCGCCGCGCCGAGCCGACGGUGGCUCACGAAAACCUCUCCGUCGGCGUCCCCGAGCCGCGGCGUGCCCAAGCUGGAUCUCACGCGUCUGAACGGGAACGCGGAGGACGAGUCGCUGACGGAGAGACGGAUGGGCGGGGACGGCGACGAUAAGGCGGCGUCGGAUGAAGCGGACCCCGGCGUCGCCAAAAAGUUUGACGAUGAGCGCGCGGGCGACGCCGAGCUCCGUUGGCGCGUGGAGCGGCUUGACCGCGAGUGCGCGAUCCUCGAGGGCAGGUUGGCGUUCAGGGAGGACGAGAAGACGCGGGAGCUGAGGGCGAUGCGGGAGAAGGAGACGGCGAACGCGGCGAGGCGGGUGAAGAAGUCAAUCUGGCACUUUGCCACGUCGCUCAAGCGUCGCGCUCUGUUGGCGUGGGUGCUCGAGCUGGACGAGGCGACGCGACGCAAGCGACUGCUCCGCAAGGCGCUCGCGCGCAUGCGAAUGCGGACGCUCUCCGACUCGUUCGAAGGGUGGCUCGAGUUCAGGCGCAAGGCUAAGGAGCAGAGGCUCGAGCGUAAGGUUGCGGAGCUGGAGAGGAGAGCCGCCGCCGCGGAAGCAGCCGAGGUCGCGGCGCAGAGGGACCGGGAGGCUGCGAGGAGGGAGGCCGAGGAGAAGGCCGCAUCCCUGGCCGAGGCGGAGGCGCGCGAGGCGGAGGCGCGACGCGAGGUCGCAGCCAUCCGGGGCGAGGAUGCCGAGCCGUGGUCGCCGGCGUCGGCGGCGACUGCGACGCCGUUGGGCGCGACGACGCCCGCGUCGCCGUGA